AUGAGCUCACCUGCCAACAAGAGACCGCGGUUUUCGACGUCUCGGAACUCUUUAUCCGGUCGCAAAAGCCUGCAAGGUGGUCAAUCUGCCCUGCCUCGACCUUCUUCUGCUGCAGGCACGCACCGACAGACCACCCAACCACAGUAUGAUUUUAUUACUGGUGGUGCAUCCGAAAGCCAAGCGCAACCACUAAGACAGUCGAAGUUCAGACAAUCCUCAGUAUCUAAGCCAGACCAUACGCAGGAUGAGAACUUAAGAGCCAGAAUCAACUCUCUUGAGUACGAACUCAAGAAUCUGCAGCAAGAAAGGAGCCUCCUGAUACUACAACAUGACAAAGAACUUCAAGAACAACAAGCGAGAGCAGAGGCCGACUUCAAAAAGUGUCAAAAUGCCGAAAGUGCUGCGCAAAAGGCGAUUCAAAGGCAUGAGGCAUUAGCACGAGAACUACGUAAGGCGCAGGACGAGAAAGUCAACGACAAGGCCAUAUUAGAGCGAAAGCUGAGAGAUCUGCAGGAUCAAAAUUCGGCUCUUAAAGAUGACUCGGAGGACUCGCAAGCGCGCUUGUCUGAUCAAGAAAGGCACUACAAAUACCAGUUGAAUGACCUUGAAGCAAAACGCUUUGCUCUCCAAGAAAUUGUGGAUACUGUGAGACAAGAACUCGAAGAGUUGAGCCAGCACUUCGAAUUGACACAAACCCGGCUUUCCGAACGUGACGCCCAGGUCGAAAAACUGGAAGCCGACCUUCUAGCCUCAAGGUCUCAAUCCGCUGAUAGCGGUGCAUUGAAUGUCCUACAGACACAGCUUUCAGAACAAGUUGGACAUAUCCGUCAACUUGAAACAACAAACAGAGAACAGCUUACGGAGCUUAGAAAGCUGCGUGAAGCACACAGAAGCGUUCAAGUUGUCGAAGAGCAAAAGCAUGGCUUGGAAAUCGAACUUCAAGUGCUGAAGGAUGUCCAACGCCAACUUGGCGAAGCUCAAAUACAGCGGGAAAUAUUGGAAGAUGAGAAGCGUACUUGGACAAGUUUAUUAGAGCGUGAUGGGCAGGAGAGUGAAUUUGACUCCCCAGAAGCAGUCGUCAAAGCUCUAAUUCAGCUGCGAAUUGAGUUCGCCUCUGUCACUGAUCGAGUUGGGAACGUGGAAUCCGAAUUGAGUGAGAAAGAUGAAAUUAUCAAGACUCUGGAUGUUGAGAGAACAUCUCUCAAGACAGAACUUGAUCGAAUGAAAGCUAGUCAACCCUCUCGAGAAGAUGCCGGUCAUGAUCACAAGGCAUACAAGAGGCUCGAGCGACAACGGGCGCUGGCCAUUAAAGAAAUCGAAUAUCUACGCGCACAACUCAAGACGUUUGAUACAGAGGAAACAAUUUUGAUGGAUAACCAGAAUUUUGAUGCACAACGAUCCGAACAGGUGAAACAGCUGGAGACAUUGGUGGAUCAAUACAAAUCGGAAAUUCAUACACUGCACACAGAUUUGUCGAAGCUGGAGUCCGCACCUCAGGAGGAACCUCGAGGCACAAAGAGACUUGCGGAAUCUCAGGAUCCUGAACCUGAGAACAACCAGCAAAUUGGACCAUUACUGCGCAAGAACAAAAACCUUCAGGUCGCACUUCAGAAGACUGCUCAGCAAGCACAGCUACUGGCAACUGAAUUGCAGGCCAGUAAAACGCAACUCAAAGCUCUACGCGAGAGCAGCAAGACCAGAGUCCUUGAAUUACGAGACAACCCUACUGCAAAUUCCGAAGUCGUUAAGAUGUCAACAUUGCGGACAUUGAAAGCCGAAAAUACGCAACUCUUGGCGCAACUACGGGGCGAAGACUUACAAGGCGUGAAAGUAGUCCCUGUUAGUACCGCGGACGCCCUCAAGUUGGACCUCAAAGACAUGGAGAUGGUUGUGGCCGAGAAGGAGAAGAGAAUGAGAAGACAACGCGAGAUUUGGGGACAGAAAGCAAGCGAAUUCCGUGAUGUUAUCGCGAGCGUACUCGGAUACAAGGUCAACUUUUUGCCCAAUGGCAAGGCCAAAGUAUCGAGUAUGUACUAUGGCCGGAGCCAUGAGGCAAAUGAGGACAGCGAUGAAGAAGACGAAAAUUACAUUAUUUUCGACGGAGACAACGGAACCAUGAAAAUAAGCGGAGGGCCUGAUGGUGCCUUUGGAGCUGAUAUCAAAGAUCUGGUGAACUUCUGGGUGAAGGAGAAGAAACAAAUUCCCUGCUUUCUGGCGGCCAUGACAUUGGAAUUCUACGAGAAGCUUUCAGCAGGACGGUCUGGUGAUUGA
Molecule: messenger RNA, 2271 nt
Organism: Exophiala bonariae
Lineage: Eukaryota; Fungi; Ascomycota; Eurotiomycetes; Chaetothyriales; Herpotrichiellaceae
Exons: 2
Coding region: 1-2271 (756 amino acids)
Biological process (GO): attachment of mitotic spindle microtubules to kinetochore; mitotic spindle assembly checkpoint signaling
Cellular component (GO): kinetochore; mitotic spindle; nuclear envelope
Source: RefSeq, a predicted model, not a curated record